Messenger RNA from Herpailurus yagouaroundi (jaguarundi), 5678 nucleotides. It is a transcript of the gene KIF3A, whose product is annotated as kinesin family member 3A. The transcript has 19 exons. The coding region runs from base 349 to 2439 and encodes 696 amino acids. The record is from RefSeq and is a predicted model, not a curated record. Gene Ontology annotation, cellular component: microtubule. Gene Ontology annotation, molecular function: ATP binding; microtubule motor activity; microtubule binding. Lineage: Eukaryota; Metazoa; Chordata; Mammalia; Carnivora; Felidae. Gene Ontology annotation, biological process: microtubule-based movement; mitotic cell cycle.
CGGGGCGAGCUCGCAGUGCGCUUGCGCACAGCCUGCUCUCGCCCGAGGAGCCGCAGUCUCGAGAGCGCCAAGGCGGUAUUUCGGUAAUCUCUGACAAACCUCUCCUGCGAACCCGGCGCCGUUGGACUGCGCCCAGGGCGGGGACGUCAGCGGGGCACAGGAGGGAGCCACGAUGCCGGUGAGGAGAGUCGCUCAGCUGCUGGGAUUCCUCAUCCCAGCGGCCUGGCUCGGGGGCGCGGCUGUUGCCAUGGAGGCGCGGAACAGAUCAAUAAAUCAGAGAAGCCUGAAAGCUGUGAUAAUGUGAAGGUGGUUGUUAGGUGCCGGCCCCUCAACGAGAGAGAGAAAUCAAUGUGCUAUAAACAAGCUGUCAGUGUGGAUGAGAUGAGGGGAACUAUUACUGUACAUAAGACUGAUUCUUCCAAUGAACCUCCAAAGACAUUUACUUUUGAUACUGUGUUUGGACCAGAGAGUAAACAACUUGAUGUUUAUAACUUAACUGCAAGACCUAUUAUUGAUUCUGUUCUUGAAGGCUACAAUGGGACUAUUUUUGCAUAUGGACAAACUGGAACAGGCAAAACUUUUACCAUGGAAGGCGUUCGAGCUGUUCCUGAACUUAGAGGAAUCAUUCCAAAUUCAUUUGCUCACAUAUUUGGUCAUAUUGCAAAAGCAGAGGGAGAUACAAGAUUUUUGGUUCGAGUGUCUUACUUGGAAAUAUAUAAUGAAGAAGUUCGUGACCUUUUGGGCAAGGAUCAGACACAGAGGUUAGAGGUUAAAGAAAGACCUGAUGUGGGAGUUUAUAUCAAAGAUUUAUCAGCUUAUGUGGUAAAUAAUGCUGACGAUAUGGAUAGAAUUAUGACUCUAGGCCACAAAAAUCGUUCUGUUGGCGCAACUAAUAUGAAUGAACACAGUUCCCGUUCCCAUGCCAUCUUUACAAUUACUAUAGAAUGCAGUGAAAAAGGCGUUGAUGGUAACAUGCAUGUCAGAAUGGGGAAGCUCCAUCUUGUAGACCUUGCUGGUUCAGAAAGACAAGCAAAAACUGGAGCUACUGGACAGCGCCUGAAGGAAGCCACAAAAAUCAAUCUUUCCCUUUCCACCCUUGGUAAUGUAAUUUCUGCCUUGGUUGAUGGAAAAAGCACUCAUGUUCCUUAUCGCAACUCUAAAUUGACUCGUCUUCUUCAAGAUUCCUUAGGAGGAAAUUCAAAAACCAUGAUGUGUGCAAAUAUUGGGCCAGCAGAUUACAAUUAUGAUGAAACUAUUAGUACAUUACGGUAUGCUAACCGUGCUAAGAAUAUUAAAAAUAAAGCUAGAAUCAAUGAAGAUCCAAAGGAUGCUUUGCUUCGUCAGUUUCAGAAAGAAAUAGAAGAACUGAAAAAAAAGCUUGAAGAAGGGGAAGAAAUAUCAGGCUCUGAUAUCAGUGGGUCGGAGGAAGAGGAUGAUGAAGAGGGUGAGGUUGGAGAAGAUGGAGAGAAGAGGAAAAAAAGAAGGGGCAGUAGCAGCAGCAGUAGUUCAGACUCCACAUGUUCUGUCAUAGAGAAACCUCUGGAUAAGUCCUUGCCUAAUCAAGCAGGUAAAAAGAAAGUGUCCCCAGAUAAGAUGGUUGAAAUGCAAGCAAAAAUUGAUGAGGAGAGAAAAGCACUUGAAACAAAGCUUGACAUGGAAGAAGAAGAAAGAAACAAGGCUAGAGCUGAAUUAGAGAAACGGGAAAAAGAUCUACUUAAGGCUCAACAAGAACAUCAAUCUUUGCUAGAGAAAUUAUCUGCUCUGGAGAAGAAAGUAAUUGUUGGUGGUGUUGAUUUGUUGGCAAAAGCUGAGGAACAAGAGAAACUUCUUGAAGAAUCUAACAUGGAGCUGGAAGAACGGAGGAAAAGAGCAGAGCAACUUCGCAGAGAACUUGAGGAAAAAGAGCAAGAACGCUUGGAUAUUGAAGAAAAAUACACCAGCUUGCAAGAGGAAGCACAGGGAAAAACCAAGAAACUAAAGAAAGUGUGGACUAUGCUGAUGGCUGCCAAAUCAGAGAUGGCUGAUCUCCAACAGGAGCAUCAGAGGGAAAUUGAAGGCCUCCUGGAGAAUAUUCGACAACUUAGCCGGGAGCUUCGACUUCAGAUGCUUAUUAUUGAUAACUUUAUACCUCAAGAUUAUCAGGAAAUGAUUGAAAACUACGUCCACUGGAAUGAAGACAUAGGAGAAUGGCAGCUGAAAUGUGUUGCCUAUACAGGAAAUAACAUGAGGAAGCAGACCCCAGCUCCUGAUAAAAAGGAGAAAGAUCCCUUUGAAGUGGACCUUUCCCACGUGUAUCUUGCCUAUACUGAGGAGAGCCUCCGGCAGUCCCUGAUGAAGUUAGAGAGGCCACGGACGUCAAAGGGGAAAGCAAGGCCAAAGACGGGGCGAAGAAAGCGUUCUGCAAAGCCUGAAACUGUGAUUGACUCUUUACUUCAGUAAACAUUACAGACUUAAAGUCACAAUAAAAAUUAAUGAUAUUCUCAUGCCUAGACAAAAUCUUUAAUUAAAACACUGAAGACUGUUGUGUAAUUUCAGAUUAUGGAAGCUGUAAAUCAUGGAGUAAGACUGGAACUAAUAUUUUGCCUAAUAAGUCUUAGUCAGUGUAUAUAUUAAUGUCAUAUUAAAAUUGUACAACUGGUAAUUGUUCAGAUUGUCAUAUUACACUCUAUACUGUGCAGGGAACUUGGGGGAGCAGCUUACUGUACUGAGAGAGUUGCAGUUUAAUGUAUACAUAAAUCUGCUAGUGAUUUAUUCAACUACUGUAUAAUUAGGUAACUGGAUAGGCAAAAUAGAAAAAAAUAUAUAUGUCCUGUUUUGCACACAGAAAGCAGAUCUCAUCAUUCUAUGUUGUGCUGUCAUGUGAAUGUAUGGGCUGCAUAUCUAAGAAAUUAUUUGAUCUUAACACCCACCUGGCCUAUUUAAAAAUGUUCUAAUUUUUAUACUAACAUUCAUUGCAUUUUAAGUAUGAGACAACUUACGUUAUUGAUCUUUGGAAAAUUUUAUAAUUCAGCAGCCAAACUUUAGAAGUAUACAUGUUUAAAAUGCAAAAGUUGGAAACACGUUUCUUUAGGACCUCUCUUGACCUUUUUCUGCCACUUGGACUUCAAGUGAAAUACACUUUUUUGGUUCUGGUUUCAUGUUCUCUCGAAGCAUUGAGUUUGUACAUAGAUAUAAAAGUCACAGUUGCAGAAAAUUAAGAAGCUAAAUACUGGUCACUAACCUUUGCCUAUAUAUGUAUAUUUUCUAAAAUUCACUUUGAGUGUGACUAAUGGAUGCUUUUCUGCAUCUCAGUUCUAAAUUGUGAUAGGAAUUGCUCUGUAUCUCCCAAUUGAGAAAGGUCUCCAUUUUCCACAAAAUGCAAUCAAAGCAAGAAAUAUGUGUAUCUUUUAAUUCUUAGACUUUAAAACAUUUGUUUUGCUUUUAUUCAUAUUUUAUAAAAAGAAAACAUUCUUCCCUGAAUUUCUUUUAUUGACAAAUCCCAGUUACACCAUAUUCCUUUAAAAAUAAAAAAAAAAUCAUUUUUGUAGUAAAAUAAGUUGUAAUAGUUAGAAUUGUUCUCAUGGUGAUUGCUUACAAAAUUUUAAUUUUUUCAUAAGUUAUGCUACUCCUAAGCCACUUAAUGUAUAUUUUAUCAAUUUUAAAAUUAUAUGAUCAGCCCUAAAGUCCAUUGGUUGCAAGUUUGAGACUUCAUAAAUUAGUAUUUAUUAAGUGAACAGUAUUUUAGUAAGUUUGGUUAAAUAUUGGUUUGUAGUUACCAAGCUGCCUAUAGACUGGGGGUGAGUGUAGGUGGCAUGAUUGUGAGGUGGUGUUAAAAAUGCGUCUCUAAGUUUAAAGUUCAUUCCAAAGGUGGUGUACCAGAUGUCCUGUGUAUGGUGAAUAUUUUCUAGGUAAUAAGAAUUGCAUUUACCUGGCAGCAUUUUCCUUGUAAUGUGUAAGAUAGUUAGAAGUUUUGACUUUACACUCUGUGGGGCAUUGUUCAGGUACUGUGAAGACUAGAGGUGAAUUUGUGUCUUGUGAAAGCUUUGUCUGUGAAGAAUGUCUUGGCAGUUGUAGAUGCACAUUUAAUGGUUAGCAAAUGCUCCAGAGAAAUCUUAAUUUUGCCAGUAGAAUAAAAAAGAUGCAUACUUCUUUCUAAAAAUCCACACUUCUAGCCUUUAACCAUCCAGUGAAUAGGAAAGGAAUAACUUCAUUUUUUAUUGUUUUUGAGUAGAGUUGACACACAGUGUUACAUUAGUUUCAGGUGUGCAAAAUAGUGAUUCCGCUGCUGAGUUGCACUGUGCUCAUGGCAAGUGUAGCUCCCAUCUUUCACCAUAAGACGCUAUUACAGGCUAUUACAGUAUCGUUCACUAUAUUCCCUUUGCUGUGGGGAAGGAACAACUUGUGCAUUAAGCUUUAAAACAGAAAAUUUAAGCCAGUGUGUUAGAUUUAUUUUUCUAUUCCACUUCUGCUACAAUAGCAAAAAUCUGUAAAAAGUCAAAACAUUGAGGAAUUUACAAAACAGGCCAUGUGAGCAGUUUUUUUUUUUUUUUAACAUUUACAUCAGAAAUUGAUUAUACCAGAUGUACCUUAGAUAUUCAUUUUAUGAAAUACCAAAAUAAGAUAUUCGAGCCAGGCUUGAAUAUCCAUAUGAAAGCAUGGGAUACUGACUUUAGAGCUGUUCAUUUAGCUCUGAUCAUAGCAAUUCUGUGGUUUCUUCACAUGUACUGUGUCUUUGUCCAUAAAAUGAAAUAUUUUUAACUUCAGUGUUAAUUUCGUGAAAGGAUAUGGAUGAAGAUACUUGCUCAUUAUUUGAAAUAGACAGUUUUAAGAUGAGUGUCUCAUAUAAAUAGGUUAUUGAAAGGGUAUUUUCUCUUUAAUUUAAAAAAGUAAUAUUUAUUUAUUAAAAGGAGCCUUGGUAGAAUGUUAAUUGUUUGUGAUACAUUCUUUAAUAAACCCUGUUUUAAAACCUCAAUUAUAUAUACUUAUAAUUAGGAUAUUAAAAUACAAUAGUACACCCCUUUUUGUUUAGAUUCUUGUAAAAUAUAAGAUUAAUCAAGGUAUAUGGGGGUGGCCUGCAUCUGUGUUUUUAUCUGGCAAGUAGAAUCCAUCUGACAAGGUAUCUCAUCUUUCUGGGAAAAGGGGACCUUUUUUUGCAGCAAGAAAUUUAAGAUUAUUUUGCGGGAGGGAGGUGAUUCUACUUGAUCUGUAACAUAUUUUUAAAAUUAUGAUUAUGGUUUUUGGGUUGUAGCUGUCAUUUUUAGUCUUCUAAAAAUAUCUUUCCCCUUAACUCUUCUAUAAAGGGAGGUCCCUCUCUUUCUUACAGGGCUGUGAAUUAAGGAAUGGGUAGAGUUUACAUUUAAGCAUGCCAGUGUCUGCCCAGUUUCUUAAUGUAUACAUUUGUUUUCCUUUUUAGUUAUUUUUUGUUUUUAAAAUGCUAGAAGAAAACCUAGAUCUUCCUAGUGCCUUUGAACUUAUACUGUAGUUUGAUUAAUUUUAAAUCAUUAAUAACUUCAGUAGCAUUACUACAAUACUGUAUACUGGCCAAAAUUGCAAAUCUUCCAAUGAGUUUGUUGCAUUAAUUUCAAAAGCCACACUUUCAUUGUAUUUUAUGUAUAAAUUCUAUUUGUUCAAGUUGUAUAUAUUGAUAUUGUAUGUAUACAUGCAGCAUGGUUAAGUUAGAAAUAAAAAUCUUUACCUAA